Molecule: messenger RNA, 3620 nt
Organism: Polyodon spathula (Mississippi paddlefish)
Lineage: Eukaryota; Metazoa; Chordata; Actinopteri; Acipenseriformes; Polyodontidae
Product: LIM domain kinase 2-like
Exons: 16
Coding region: 232-2169 (645 amino acids)
Biological process (GO): actin cytoskeleton organization; protein phosphorylation
Cellular component (GO): nucleus; cytoplasm
Molecular function (GO): protein binding; protein serine/threonine kinase activity; ATP binding
Source: RefSeq, a predicted model, not a curated record
UACCAUGACGUCACUCGUCUUGCCAACAAGAAAGUACUUGGCCACAGCAGCAGCUGUGAAGGGUUUCAAUCGAAAAGCUAACUUUAAAAAUAAACACGUAAUUAAAAAAAUUAACACACUACGGUAAAUAAUACAAUCUUCCGAGCUGUGAUUCGGCACUCGGGGUGCUGUAAUGAAAGCAUAUUACAGUCCCGGGACAGCGUGAACUUUACAAACACACCGACAAGUUACAUGGGUGAACGCGAAGGUAAAGAGGGGUGCAGGUGCGUAGGAUGUGGAGGAAGGAUUGUAGAUGCAUUCUUCAUCAAAGUCCUCAAUGAAGUUUGGCACAACUCCUGCUUCAAGUGUUCCGAGUGUAGUGACCAUUUGAUUAACAGGUACUACUCGAAGGAUGGCAAACUCUACUGUCCCAAACAUUACUGGGAAAAAUUUGGGGAGUCCUGCCAUGGCUGCUCCCUGCUCAUGACUGGUCCAGCAAUGGUGGCUGGGGAGUAUAGGUAUCAUCCAGAGUGUUUUGUGUGUUUGAUCUGCAAAGUGAUCAUUGAAGAUGGAGACACGUACGCACUGGUAGAACGCUCUAAACUUUAUUGUGGGAAGUGUCACCACCAGAUUGUCCUGACGCCACUGUAUGAAAAUCUUUCCCUGAAAUCUCCCCAUGACUCCUUACCCCACACCGUCACGCUCAUCUCAGUCCCUGCUGCCACCGAUGGCGAACGAGGUUUCUCUGUGAAAAUAAUUGGGGAUUGUACCAAAGGCACCACCAGUGUUCAAGUGAAAGAAGUCAGAGGAAUGCACAUCAGUCCAGAGGUGCAAAAUGCUAUUCACCCAGGAGAUCGGAUCUUGGAGAUCAAUGGGGUCCAAGUACAGACUUUACUGGAAGAGAAGGUUGAAGAUCUGAUUCAGAGGAACCAGACACUACAGCUCUUGAUAGAACACGACCCUGUCCGGCAGAGCUUGGAACGGCUGCAACUGGGAUCGUCUCCAUCACGCCUUGGUGUGCCGGCCCCCUCUCGCAUGAGACUUUCCUCUCCCUCCCGCUCAAUCUCUGCACUGGAAAGCGGAGAAAACGUCGAAAGUACGCUGAAGAGACGAUCAGUCAGGCGAAGCAGCAGCACUUGUAAGUCACCUGGUCCCUCCUCUCCAAAGGAGCAUCCCGCCCUGUACCGGGACAUCAGCCGCUCCGAAUCUUUGCGCUCCUCCUCGAGCUGCUCCCACCGGAUAUUCCGUCCGUGUGACCUCAUCCAUGGGGAGGUGCUGGGAAAGGGCUUCUUCGGGCAGGCGAUCAAGGUUACGCACAAAGCUACAGGAGAGGUGAUGGUCAUGAAGGAGUUAAUUCGCUGUGAUGAGGAAACGCAAAAUACUUUCUUAAAAGAGGUGAAAGUCAUGCGGUGUUUGGAACACCCCAAUGUCUUGAAAUUUAUUGGAGUUCUGUACAAGGAUAAAAAACUGAAUCUAAUAACAGAGUACAUAGAGGGAGGCACUCUAAAAGAUUUCAUCAGAGACAUGGAUCCAUUUCCAUGGGAACAGAGAGUCAGCUUUGCCAAAGGCAUCGCUUCCGGAAUGGCUUACCUGCAUUCAAUGAGCAUCAUCCAUAGAGACCUCAACUCUCACAACUGCCUGGUCAAACUGGACAAAACUGUGGUGGUGGCCGAUUUUGGUCUUUCCCGUCUAAUUGUGCGAGAGAAGAAGGGCAGCCCUCCUCCUGAGAAAUCCACCACAAAGAAAAGAACGUUCAGGAAGGUUGAGCGCAAGAAGCGCUACACUGUGGUGGGGAACCCCUACUGGAUGGCACCAGAGAUGUUGAAUGGUCAAAUCUAUGAUGAGAAAGUCGACAUUUUCUCUUUUGGCAUUGUACUUUGUGAGAUCAUUGGACAAGUCUAUGCUGACCCAGAAUGCUUGCCCCGGACACUAGAUUUUGGACUGAAUGUGGGAAUGUUUUUGGAAAAGUUUGUUCCUAAAGAUUGCCCACCUGCCUUUUUCCCAUUGGCUGUUGCUUGCUGUGAUCUCAUCCCUGAAAACAGACCUGCCUUUGAGGAUCUGGAGGAUUGUUUUGAGGCGCUGGCCCUGAACCUGGAAUUGUGCAUCCCUCUCCCAGCCAAGAUGGGAGAACUGGACCACAGCCUUUACAAACUGCACAGCCCACCCCAGACCUGCCUGCCAGAGAAUUGAAUUUUUAGCUGCUGACACCAGCUUGUAACUUGCACUACAAUACAUUACAGGGAAGCCAGAGAAAUCACCAAUUACAGAUUCUCCCAACUGUGGUCCUCCUGAGUAAACCAAUUCCUCAGCUGGAUUAACACCCCUUUACCCAAGAUGUGUAACCACACCAGCAGAUUCAUUUAAGUUGACAACACUGUGAGUUUGCUGAAGAUUUCAUGAAUGAAUCAAUAGUGUAGCAGCAUUUCAGCCGAUUAACAGUAUGACUCCCAUCUCUCUUGCGUGUUAGGCAAUCUACAGACGGGAUUAAAACCAAUGGCAAAUUGUAUGUGGAGCGGAAAAGCAGUACUUUUCAUAAAGCCCUUGAUAUAGAAUAUGGUUUUGAUCAAAUGGGAUCUAGUUUACAGUAUAUGUAAUGCUAGUUAGUAGCCUUACUAAUAUACAUGACAACUAAAAAUACACAUUUGCAAGUAGAUUGCUAAACUUGAUCUUUUUUGCAGUAUCUGUAUAUUUGGGUGGAAAUGGCUUGAUUCUGUCUAAUUCAUUUCAAGGUCAUUGCAAGCCCUGAGCUAAAUGAUUGUGGACUCUUCUAUAAAGUGGAUUGAAAGGCAUGUUUGUAAGAUAUAAGUGUAUAUAUCUCUAUGUAUUAUACAAAUGCAUGGACGUGUUCAAUUCCUAAUUGGGAAGAGGUGAGAUUAAAAAAAACAUUUUCUAUAACAAGCAUAAAGUAAAUGCAUGUAGACUGUGAAAUACUGUACAAUACAUGUCAAAUGUGCAAAUAUUCUUGUUUUACAAAAAAAUGUUGAGGUACUGAUAUGUACAAGUUGCAACCACUACACUAUAGAUCAUUUAGUGUUGUUCACCACACCUGUAAGAGAUGUACAGGAAAUACAAGGUUAAUACAGGCUGGAACAUCAUAUAGCAUUGUCUGGUUUUUUUUAAGCUCUUUGUUUUAGUAUUUUAAAAAGUGAAUGCCAGUAUAUUAAAAAGUCAUCCAAAUGAGUGAGGUUUAGGAAUACGCAGUAAAAUAUAUUGUAAUUUCCUUUCUUUUAGGAACGAGACUGCUAGAAUUGGUGCGUUCCAAAUGAGGGAGAAUGUACUUUUCUGUUGAUUUGUAUCUGCUUGUGAUUUAAGGGACUCUGUACUGCCGUUUUUCUAUAUUUCUAACCACAAGAGGGAGCUGGUGCUCCUCACAUCCAGUACAGUAAAGCCUAAGUACACCGCCAUUGAAUGAAUACUUUUGCAUUAUUUAACAGCACUAAUGUAACUUUUAAAAGACUACCCUAUGGUAAGUAAAUCGUUUCAGUUUCUUAUACUAUACACAAGUAAAUAAGCAGACAUAUUUGCAUGCUAUUGCUGUGUGUGAUAGAUGUGAAAAUUCGUUUGGUCUGCUGUUUGGAGCUGAUUUUUCUAUACCUGUGUACACUGGGCUCGGACCAUUUUAAAGGUAACAAAAAACUUAA